AUGCUUGGUUUGAAGGCUUUUCCAACACAAAACAAAAACCUAAUUUUCACAGGAAUUGGAUCAAUUAAUAAUGGUAUUAUCAUUUUUUCUUGGUUUGAUAGGAUUUCAAGUUUAAUUAAAGAUAAGAAAACUAUAUUAAUAAUAAAGAUUAACGAGAUUUUUAUAGAGGAGUUAAAAAAUAAAAAAGAUGUUAAGACACUUAGUCCAAGAAUCGAAAAAGUAGUUAAAGUUGAGGAAAUAGAAUGGAAGUUUUAUAUUUGGAUACCUCCUUUAGAAAAGGGAAAUAUUGCAUAUUCAGUAUGCUGUAAGAAUGAAAAAUAUCCACAAAGGUUAAUUUACUCAUAUUUAAGAGAAUUAAACAAAUCUACUUUGAGAAUUGAAAGAAUCAAUGAAAAUAUUCCAAACAAAACAAAUGAGUUGAAUGGAAUAAAAAAUUUCAAGCAGGACAUUAAAAACCUUCUCUCAAAAUAUGAUGACUAUGAGAAUUUUAAUGAAAUCGCUCAGCUAGAAGGCUCAUCAAAAGAAAUUGUCAAUACUAUACAAGAUAACAUCCAAAUUCUAUUAAAUAAUAGGGGGAUUCUUCAAGCAUUAGAUGGACAAGCUGAAAUUCUUGAAGAUGAAACAGAAUCAUUCCUACAGGAAUCUGUUAAAGUUAAGAAAAAGUUCUGGUGGAAAAAUGUUAAAUAUACAUUCAUUCUUGGCUGUAUAAUAUCACUAAUAUUUAUUGUGGUUUUUGCUAAUUUGUUCAAUACCAUAUUUGGAAAUGGAAUCAGUCUUUUGAAUUUGCUCAAAAACUGCUCUACUACAAGCAAAGCCCAUAGUAACACAAAUAAUAACAUAAUCCUUGCUUUGUAA
Cryptosporidium ubiquitum is the source of this 855-nucleotide messenger RNA. RefSeq lists its product as uncharacterized. Gene Ontology annotation, molecular function: syntaxin binding; SNAP receptor activity. The transcript has 3 exons. Gene Ontology annotation, biological process: vesicle fusion. Gene Ontology annotation, cellular component: SNARE complex; plasma membrane. NCBI's taxonomy places the organism in Eukaryota, Apicomplexa, Conoidasida, Eucoccidiorida, Cryptosporidiidae. Bases 1 to 855 code for a protein of 284 amino acids. The record is from RefSeq and is a predicted model, not a curated record.